AUGUCGUCUGUAUGUUGUGGAAAUAAGAAGCAGAAGCUGAAUAACAGCUUUAACAAUAGUAUCGAGCGACCUAUGAACGGGUAUCACGAAUCAGUGGCUAUUCCUGAUAUGUGUUACUUCUGUUUCGAUGUUUUGUAUUGUCAGCUGCACAGUAUGGACCCCCCGUCGACGCCAAACUUCUCCAACGAUGCAUAUCCCCUGUUUGUGACGUGGAAGAUUGGAAAGGACCACCGUCUCCGUGGUUGCAUUGGCACUUUUAAUGCGAUGCACUUGCAUUCAGGUCUCCGUGAAUAUGCGAUAACAAGCGCCUUGCGGGACUCCCGCUUUUCCCCCAUCACUCGGGAAGAAGUCCCCCGAUUGACAGUCUCAGUGUCAAUCCUGCAGCACUUCGAGGAGGCUGAGCAUUACCUCGACUGGAAGCUCGGCAAACACGGUAUUCGCAUCGAGUUCAUCAGUGAAAGAGGCUCUAAGCGCACUGCUACUUAUUUACCUCAAGUCGCCUCCGAGCAAGGUUGGGACCAAAUCCAGACGAUCGACUCGCUGUUGCGCAAGGGCGGAUACAAGGCCGCCAUCACGACUGAGCUGCGGCGGAGCAUCAAGCUGACGAGGUACCAGUCCGAGGAGGUGUCGGCGUCGUACGGCGAGUACGUCAGCCAGCGUUGCUAGCAGCGACCGCCUGACGCGCGCCUCGAGCCGCGCCCCGCCGCUGGUUGCGGCCACGGGAUCCACGGAUGCCGUGCUAGCAAUUAUCUAGAUUCUAAGUGUACGUAUAGUGACGACGUGAGGCGACGUGAGCCCUUCUACAGACCCCGGAAUGCCUUCAGAAGUACAAGCGCAAGUCAGAAUUAUGCUCAAAGUGCGAGCUCGAAAUAUGUGAGGAGAUCGUGUCUUAUAACAAUCAUAUAAAGGUAAGACGCAACACUGCCAACUAUUAUACAUUCCUUAUAGGAACAUCAACGGUGCCAUCUUAAAAACAAUGAAUAUAUUUCGCUUGUAAUUAACGUUUAACUGCAAUACAUCUAAAGUCUUAAUUAAUAGUUAUAAAGUCGAAUUUUGUGUGAUUCUAUUUGAUCGUAAUGAGCGGCGAAAUUGAUGAGUAGUUUUCCUUAAGAAAGCUUUAAAAGUACACUUUGAUCAAAAUUUUGACUUUAUUUCAAGUGUCUCUAUGUCGCAGCAGUAUUGAAACAGAAUGCAAUAAAUAAUAUGUUCAGAAGUCUUAGUUGUUAUGUUGAAUAGCGGGAUUGUCCAUGCUUCCAUGUUUAAGUGGUUAUUGCCUUGUGAUGCGAAUGAGCCUCAAGUACACAGAUCUCAAAGUCUAAUGAAUCGUCAUUCAAAUGAAGUGGGAACCUCAUUGUAUGCACUGUGCUCGAAUGUCGGCAAUAAUUUUCGUAAUUACUUACAUAUUUGUUAGUAAAUUUCAAAAAUGGUAUAUUUCUGUUGUAUUGUGCGUAUU
This is a messenger RNA of Hyposmocoma kahamanoa, 1453 nucleotides long. RefSeq lists its product as uncharacterized. The record is from RefSeq and is a predicted model, not a curated record. Bases 1 to 666 code for a protein of 221 amino acids. Lineage: Eukaryota; Metazoa; Arthropoda; Insecta; Lepidoptera; Cosmopterigidae. The transcript is spliced from 4 exons.